AGGCGAUAUCCCUGAGCUGAGAGCAUCACCCUGUCCCCGAAUCCUUCUUUCCUCUCUGUUUUUUCAUUCCCCUCCCUCUCUCCCCUCCCCCUCCAGUCCACGACGACUGGCUGUUGACCCUGUUCAGGCCUCGGUGAAGGCUUUUGGGUAAUCCCCUUCCCACCCCAUCCCUUAAUUUUAUUCUUUUGAAGAGUGCAUUUCAAGCUGCCAAGGUGGAGAGAGGGAUUACAGAAAGGAGAACACCUUAUUUCAGGUAUCUUACUUACCCUCUAUCCCUUAAUAGGAGAACCAUUUUGACUCAAGAUCUAACAUGAGAAUACAGAACUUACUCUAUAGCCAGGUUAUAAAGUUUAAAUCAAAAGUAGCUAUGUUUGGACAGACAUAAUUUAUAUGCCUUAAUUUAUGGAGUUAAUAGUAUUCUUUAGCAGUCCUUAGAUUGCAUUAUCCUUUUAAUUUUGAUUUGUUUUAUUAUAUGAGAAAUAAACCUCUUAAAUGAGAAUUUAUAAUUUUUUUUAGGUCCUGGUUAAGUCUUCACCUGUUGUGUAAAUAGAAUGCAGAGUAAUCUGUAAAAAUAUACAUUACUUUCAUUGAGUCUUAAUUUGGAGAAUAUAAACAUUUAUAUAAUUUAAGUCCAGAGAAACAGUACCUAACUUUUGAUAUACAAUUUAUUCUUCAUUGUUAACACAUAGCAUUUAGGAUACAGUAGAAUUAUGUAUCUCACAAAACUUGGAACUGUGUGUGUGUUUAAUUCACUUCUUCAGAAUUGUUGCUAGCCCUGAAGGGACUUCAGAUAUAUAAUAGUAUCAACAACUAAUACAUCUAAUGGCAGUAGGCAUCGAAAGCUAAAAGAGAUUUCACAAUACUGCAUACCAUGAGACAGGGCUGAUAAAUUAUGGCCCAUGCUGUCUGGUUUUGUACGUAAAGUUUUAUUGGAACACAGCUGUGCCCGUUCUUUCAUGUAUUGUCUGUGGCUGCUGUCAUGUUACAGCCACAGAGUUGAGUAGUUGCAACAGAGACUAUAUGGCCCUUGAUCAAAAAAAGUCUGCCAACCCCUGCCAUGGGACAUAUUCUUCAAGGUCCCUUUCUUAAAAAUAUGUAUAACAACUCUUAAUAAUUUCUUGGCUCAGUGAUUCCCAAAUUAUGUUUUAUAGAAUAUUAAUAUUCUCUAAGUUAAUAAAUGUUUUGAGAAAAAGAUUGAUGCUAAUAUUAGUUUUUUUAUGGUUGAUUUUAAUAUGUUUAUUUAAAUAUGAGAUUAAGACUGCUAAACUCAUUUCUAUAGCUUUUAUUUUUAUGUGAUAAUCUACCUUUAAGAAAAGGUGUACCAUACCUGAGAGCACCAGGAAGUCGCAUGAGAGAUCACCUGAUACAUGAACGUAUGAUGUUCCAUCUGCGCAUUGAUGAAUAGGCAGCAUUUACAAAUUAACUGAUGUGUUGCUGUAUAUCAUCUCUUUGAUGAUUGCUCCUCUUCUUUGUAUCUUGUCUUAUAAUUUCAACACAUUUGCGAUACUCAAUGUCUAUUCUAAAUUAACCAUGUUUUGUACCACAAACUCACUGCCCAUGGAUCUGUUGCUAAAACAAGGAAGUCUUAAACAAGAAGUGGAAUCUUUCUGUUAUCAGAUUGUAUCUGAAUCAAAUGAUCAGAAGGUUGGAAUAUUACAAAGUGAAGAUAAACAGUUGCAACCUUCAGUUUCUAAGAAAUCAGAAGGUGAGCUUUCCAGGGUCAAAUUUAUAUCCAAUUCCAACAAAAUAACAUUUAGUAAAAAACCAAAACGAAGAAAAUAUGAUGAAAGUUAUUUGUCUUUUGGAUUUACUUACUUCGGAAAUAGAGAUGCACCUCAUGCUCAGUGUGUAUUAUGUAAGAAAAUUUUAUCAAAUAGCUCUUUAGCCCCUAGUAAGCUUCGAAGACAUUUGGAAACUAAACAUGCUGCAUAUAAAGACAAAGACAUAAGCUUUUUCAAGCAACAUCUCGAUUCACCUGAAAAUAAUAAACCCCCAACACCUAAAAUUGUGAAUACAGAUAAUGAAAGUGCUACAGAAGCAUCAUACAAUGUAAGUUACCAUAUAGCGCUGAGUGGAGAGGCUCAUACUAUUGGAGAAUUGCUUAUCAAACCUUGUGCAAAAGAUGUAGUGAUGCGGAUGUUUGAUGAACAAUAUAGUAAAAAAAUAGAUGCAGUACAGCUAUCAAACAGUACUGUUGCACGUCGAAUUAAAGAUCUAGCUGCUGACAUUGAAGAAGAGCUUGUUUGUAGACUGAAAAUUUGUGAUGGGUUUUCACUGCAACUAGAUGAAUCAGCUGAUGUUUCAGGACUUGCUGUACUGCUUGUGUUUGUUCGUUAUAGGUUUAAUAAGUCUAUUGAGGAAGACCUACUCCUGUGUGAAUCUUUGCAAAGUAAUGCUACCGGUGAAGAAAUUUUCAACUGUAUCAACAGUUUUAUGCAGAAACAUGAAAUUGAAUGGGAAAAAUGUGUUGAUGUUUGUAGUGAUGCUUCUAGGGCAGUGGAUGGGAAAAUUGCCGAAGCUGUCACCUUAAUAAAAUAUGUGGCUCCCGAAAGCACCAGUAGUCACUGCCUAUUAUACAGACAUGCACUAGCAGUUAAAAUAAUGCCUACAUCUCUAAAAAAUGUGCUAGACCAGGCAGUACAAAUCAUCAAUUAUAUUAAAGCUCGACCACAUCAAUCCAGACUAUUAAAAAUUUUAUGUGAGGAAAUGGGUGCUCAGCACACAGCACUUCUUCUAAAUACAGAGGUGAGGUGGCUUUCUCGAGGUAAAGUUCUUGUAAGACUUUUUGAACUUCGUCGUGAACUUUUGGUUUUCAUGGAUUCUGCUUUUCGACUAUCUGAUUGUUUAACAAAUUCAUCUUGGCUGCUAAGACUUGCCUAUCUUGCAGAUAUUUUUACUAAAUUAAAUGAAGUUAAUUUGUCAAUGCAAGGAAAAAAUGUGACCGUUUUUACAGUAUUUGAUAAAAUGUCGUCAUUGUUAAGAAAAUUGGAAUUUUGGGCCUCAUCUGUAGAAGAAGAAAACUUUGAUUGUUUUCCUACACUCAGUGAUUUUUUGACUGAAAUUAAUUCUACAGUUGAUAAAGAUAUUUGCAGUGCCAUUGUGCAGCACCUAAGGGGUUUGCGCUCUACUCUGUUAAAAUACUUUCCUGUAACAAAUGACAAUAAUGCUUGGGUUAGAAAUCCAUUUACAGUUACUGUUAAACCAGCUUCAUUAGUAGCACGGGACUAUGAGAGCCUGAUUGAUUUAACAUCUGAUUCUCAAGUGAAGCAAAAUUUUAGUGAACUUUCACUAAAUGAUUUUUGGAGUAGCCUAAUUCAGGAAUACCCAAGCAUUGCAAGGCGUGCAGUGCGUGUACUUCUUCCUUUUGCUACAAUGCACCUGUGUGAAACGGGGUUUUCAUAUUAUGCUGCAACAAAAACAAAAUACAGGAAAAGACUUGAUGCUGCACCUCAUAUGCGAAUCCGACUUAGCAACAUUACACCUAAUAUUAAGCGGAUAUGUGAUAAAAAGACACAAAAACACUGUUCUCAUUAAAAUUGGAGGAGUUUGCAUGUCUCAUGAUAACCAAAUGUAAGAUGAAAAUAAAAGAUGAUUUACUUCA
Molecule: messenger RNA, 3601 nt
Organism: Pongo pygmaeus (Bornean orangutan)
Lineage: Eukaryota; Metazoa; Chordata; Mammalia; Primates; Hominidae
Gene: ZBED5
Product: zinc finger BED-type containing 5
Exons: 2
Coding region: 1453-3534 (693 amino acids)
Molecular function (GO): DNA binding
Source: RefSeq, a predicted model, not a curated record